Messenger RNA from Stegostoma tigrinum, 1550 nucleotides. RefSeq lists its product as uncharacterized. The coding region runs from base 214 to 948 and encodes 244 amino acids. The record is from RefSeq and is a predicted model, not a curated record. Lineage: Eukaryota; Metazoa; Chordata; Chondrichthyes; Orectolobiformes; Stegostomatidae. The transcript is spliced from 8 exons.
UUAUGUUGGAGAAAGCAGCUGGCAUCAGAGCUAAAAAUCAACGCAGCCUUUGUGCGACAGCCAAACAUUACCCUGAAGCCGGAGUUUUGAGCUUGCAGAGUUCUUUUUCUUAUUAUUUGCCGCCCAUAAUCUCCAUAUCAAACGUGAUCGUGAAUAUGUGUGUAUGUUCUUGGGGAUUUUCAAGAUAUGCAGUUGGAAGUUGCACAGUAGUAGAUGAGUAUUCCUUCCUUACCUUUGCCAUUUGUCAGAGGUCACCCUGGCUCAGCAGAAUUGUGGAAACUACUCCGGGAAAAUUCUGAAGCCAAGGUCGCACAGAUGGAUGCACAAAUGUCCAAGGCAUUCAAAUCUGCAUUCAGCAUCUACGCAAGAGACCUUCGGAUAAAACAGGAUGCACAUCAAAACCUCAACUGCUUAAGUGAUGAUUGGGAGGAGGAUUUUCAGAACCUGCACCAAGCCCAGUUUCAAAAAUGUGUUCAGCACUUGAGAAACAGCCUGGGCUUAAUGAAUCGAGCAUCCGAGAGCAACCAGGAGAGAGCCACUGCUAUCAUUGCCAAUAAUCCAAUUCCUGACCUCAAUGACGUGGACGGAAAAGACUCUCCAAUGCGCUUCCUAAGCAAACCUCCAGCCAAGCUAAAAUACCCAGUGAGAAAACAAAUAAUCCUCCCUCCCCUGAAACAACGUAGGCAGCGAUCUGCUGAUAUUUCGAACGCCAGCAAGCAGGAAGAGCAGGGAACCUUGCAAGAAAAGGCUCUGAUCAUUAAGGCUUCAAAGAAGGAAUCAGCUUCCAAUUUGUUGAGAAAGGAAUUUAAGAAAGUUGUGAAACCAUCUUACCUACUGAGUUCCAAAGUGCCACCAAUUAAACCAAAGAAAUCCAAGGAAUGCAACGUGGAAGACACCGUUGUGAUUUCCAUCAGUGAGGGCUUGGACGCGUGCCGUAGAUCAUCAUAAGUUGUAAUGUGCACUUUGUCAAGGAAGGAAUAAAGGGAGCAUUUGCGACAUUGUUACUUGUUUCUGUCUGGUUCAUUCAGAAGUCUUCCAAUUUGGAAAAGGCAAUUGGCUGUUUGAAAAUUUCUUUUCUUUCUGUUUAGUACAGGCUCAUCAAUUAGUUUGAAGACUACAGAAGCAAAUGUUUAACUCAGAACCUGCGAGAUCGAAAAAUUCCAGCAGCUUUACAGUCUUGGGCUUGAUAUUGAUAAUGUAACUUGAGAAAAUUGUUGGGACAGGAUCCCCAGAUGCUGCCAGACCUGGUGAGCUUUUCCAGCGACUUUGUUUUUGUUCCAGUUUUACGCUUUAUUGAAAUCUGUGGAGAGAAACAUAGCACUGCACAUAAAACUGCUGAACCCAAUCCCACGGAUUUCCUGCUGAAUGAGUUUGGUGAAAACCACUCACAAGGUUUCUUACAUGGAUAUGAAAAACUGGUGUGCUGUUUACAAAAUAAAAUUUAGCACCUUAAAUUGUUUACCAUUUGAUGCGGAAGUGGGUUGUGUCUCAUUGCCAGGCCGAGCAAAUGUUUACAUUUACAACGACCACAGAUUUUAUCAGAAAAUCAA